CUUGAUCGAUCCAGGAGCCAAAUGCGUGUAGUCCAUCGAUUUUGUCAAUUUCUUAGAGACACAUCAAUAACAGCCGUGGCUUCAAGAUGGGGUCAGGGAAUCGUUCGUGAUCGACGACUUUCUACAGGCGCCACGCCGGCCGAGGCCAAUGACCAUUUCUUUCGGUACACGUCUGGCCGGUGGUUGUAUGAUGAGCAACUGCAACUCGAGAACCGAUAUGUCGAAUUCAACAUCCAAGCUCUCAGGCACACCGCUGCGCACGUACUCGGCAGUCGGUGUAUCGAAAUGAGCAAAGUACCAGAGGGCUUUUACAACAAAGUUCUAUCACUGAAAAUGGAGGAUGGCAGGGAGGUACUAGCGAGGAUUCCAAACCCAAAUGCUGGCAAUCCCAAGCAUAUAGUAGCCAGUGAAGUUGCAACGCUUGAUUUUGCGCGCAACGUUCUUCAUAUCCCUGCUCCUAAAGUUUUGGCGUGGAGUUCACCAUCGUUGCCACAGAACCCGAUUGGCCCCGAAUAUAUGCUUAUGGAAAAGGUCCAGGGAUGCCAAUUAAGCGAGGUUUGGGAUAAUAUGUCGGAAGCGCAACGCUUCGGUCUCAUAAAAAGCUUGGUUAACAUUGAGCGGAAACUGGCAAGCACAGAGUUUGCGGCCUAUGGCAGCCUUUACUAUAAGGAUACACAUCCACAUGGUAGGAAUAUCAUCGACAGGGAUGCUGCUAUGGAUGAUGAGGUCAUCUCCAAAUUUGAACUUGGUCCGACAACUGAGAGGUCUUUCUGGGAAGAUGAAAAGAAGGAAUUAGACCUUGAUCGAGGGUCUUGGAACUCUGCUCAAGAGUAUCUCUCAGCUGUUGCAAAACGAGAGAUCGCCAUAAUCCGAAGCCCAUGUUCUAGGAAGACCAAGGGCAAUCCAAUAUCUUCGAGAAUAAUAUCCUCACGCCCUGACAUACAUGUGCAACAUCUUGAACAGUUUCUCGCUGUGCUGGCAUACAUCCUUCCACCCGAGGAGCUGUCCCGUCCUGUGCUUCUGCACCAUGAUCUUCAUGCAGGUAACAUAUUCGUUGACCACGCGGAUCCGACGAAGAUAUCGGGAAUCAUAGACUGGCAAACAGCCCAUACCGCUCCCCUAUUCAUGCAAGCAAAGUUCCCAUCGAUCAUUGAAUGUCACGAUGCUUAUCCAUGGGGGGCAGUCCAGCCUAGCCUGCCAAACGACUAUGACAACCUACCAGAAUCAGAGAGGACGCUGGCCAGCGAGCAAUUGGACAGGGUAAGGUUGAAGAAAUAUUACGAGCUGGCUUCGAGAAAAUUCAACCCACUGCUUGUCAAGGCGAUGGAUUUCAUGAGAAGGGAUGAAGACCCCACCACUUUCAUAUUCCACAUCGUCGGGCGUUCUUCACUGGAUGGGCCCAUCCCGAUCAAAGAAAUCUUAAUCCAGGUAUACGAGAAAUGGGACCAAAUCAUGCGGCGAAACGGCCUAGAUAUUCCGUGCCCGAUUUCAUUCUCAGAGGACGAGAUCAAGGCAACCAGGCAGCUAGUGCAAACAUGGGCUGAAUUAUAUGCCGAAUUUGAUAGACUGCGCCUGGAAAAUACGGGCAAGGAUGGCUGAGUCUCACAUGGCGAGUACGAGGAGUCUCUACGGAGGUGGGAAAAUAAGAAAGCAGAUCUAGAUAUCCUCCAACAGCGAUUAGGAGAACUGGUUUAAGACGCAUGUGCGACACUCGUCUUCUUCGCAGUGCGCUCUUUGAAUCUACCAUAAUAACAUAGUAG
Aspergillus campestris IBT 28561 is the source of this 1760-nucleotide messenger RNA. RefSeq names its product phosphotransferase family protein. Bases 22 to 1599 code for a protein of 525 amino acids. NCBI's taxonomy places the organism in Eukaryota, Fungi, Ascomycota, Eurotiomycetes, Eurotiales, Aspergillaceae. The record is from RefSeq and is a predicted model, not a curated record. Gene Ontology annotation, cellular component: mitochondrion. The transcript has 3 exons.